Molecule: messenger RNA, 1308 nt
Organism: Sesamum indicum (sesame)
Lineage: Eukaryota; Viridiplantae; Streptophyta; Magnoliopsida; Lamiales; Pedaliaceae
Product: lectin-like protein LEC
Molecular function (GO): carbohydrate binding
Source: RefSeq, a predicted model, not a curated record
UGCCCCUCUGAUCUCUGCUUCUUCUUUCACCGUAUAACAGUAACUCCCAACUCCCCUGGCCCUGAAUUUUCCCCAAAACCGUGCAGCGGCACAAACCCUAGUUUCUCAAAAUUCCAAGAAAAAUGCCCAAAUCUGAAGCAUUUCCGUACACUCAACGCUCGAAUCAUCUGUCUUCCCCUCUAAUUUUCCUUUCGGCCUUUUUCUCAGUUCUGCAUUUCUCGCUUUCGUUACCCAACAAACCCCAUUUUGGUUCAAACCUUGUUUUAAUCGGCGACGCCAAGUUCGCUAACAACAGCUCUUGCAUUCAACUGACUGAUCACAAAAUUUCCUCUCCGAGCUCUGGAUUUCUGAUCCAGAAAAAGCCCAUUAGACUUUUGAGCUCGACCACGAAGUCAAGGAAGCCGGUUUCAUUUUCCACUGACUUCACUUUCUCGAUUUCUCCUCAUAAUGGUGAUGGUCUGGCCUUUCUGAUUGUGCCCAGAAACUUCCAGUCGAAAUUUUCUACUGGGAGUUUUGGGGUUUCGAAAGAAAGUCGGUAUCUUGCUGUUGAAUUUGAUACUUCGCUUGAUGAGAAUGUCGGGGAUUUGAAUGCAAACCAUGUUGGUGUUGAUGUGGGUACUCUUGUUUCUGUGAAGACAAGCGACAUUUCAUCUAUCAAUCUGGUUUUGAAUAGUGGAGUGAAGCUGCAUUCUUGGAUAGAUUAUGACUCGAGCUCAAAAAGGAUUGAGGUUAGAUUGAGUAAAUUUGGCAGUUCCAGGCCCUAUGAUCCUCUGUUGGUGUAUCAGGUUGAUUUGGGCGAAAUGUGGAGAGAUGAAGAAGUCCUCGUGGGGUUGAGUUCAUCUAGUGGAAAGUCGAUGCAGACUACUAGUGUUUAUUCCUGGAAGUUCAGAACGAGGAGUAUUCCAAAAUGGUUGCAUUCUCAACCGUUGGAUCCACGAGCGUUUUCCAGCAAGCAUAGCAAAGAGAAAUUGGCACAAAAGAGAAAGAUAUGUGCUUUGGGCUUCCUUUCUGGACUGGUUUUCAUGAUAGGGUGUGGUGCAUUGCUUGCAUUAAUUGUGCUGUUCCUGUGGGCAUUAUUUGACAACGGCUCAGAGACAGUCUUAACAAUCCCAACCAAGUGCACAGCACCUUCAGGGGGUUUCAGGUAUGAAAAGAUCAAUGUAGUUGUAGGGGAUAACUCAACUGAUGCCAAGAACUAGACUACGCUAAUAUUUACCGUCUGCUUGUGUAUUUAGUUUUGUAAUAUAAUGUGAUGGACCAUGUAACGCCGUUCUAGACCUUGAAUGGAAGCAGUUUCGUUUGUGUAUA